UAGUUAUAUCUGUGGCGUGGAAGUCGUGCCCUGUGAAUGUACAUGAAAGUGCAAAGCCGGUUUACGUAUUUAAUUUAGGAAAAAAAUGAACUUAUUUUUAACAAAAAACGGCAUCGGAUUUACACUUCUCUACCACAUAAUAGUUGGCCUAUUUGGUCUUGCUGACAGUGGUGCUCUACAGCUUACACAGGCAAAUUUAGACAUAACAUUAGCUUCCAAUGAGUUGGUUCUCAUCAAUUUUUAUGCAGAUUGGUGCCGUUUCAGUAACAUGCUGGCACCAAUAUUUGAUGAUGCAGCAGAUAAAGUAGCUGCAGAGUUUCCAGAACCUGGACAGGUUGUAAUGGGGAAAGUUGACUGUGAUAGAGAAGGUGCAGUUGCAUCUAGAUUUCACAUUACAAAAUAUCCAACACUAAAAGUAAUUCGUAAUGGCCAGCCCACCAAAAGAGAAUACAGAGGGCAGAGAUCGACUGAGGCAUUUGUUUCUUAUAUUAAGAAACAACUUGCUGAUCCAGUCAUAGAGUUCAAAAGCUUGAAGGACCUCCAGGACUUAGACGAAAAAAAAAGAGUUGUAAUUGGUUAUUUUGAUCGGAAGGAUGUACCAGAAUAUACUGUUUUUAGAAGAGUUGCAACUAAUUUGAAAGAGGACUGCCAGUUCUAUGUUGGCUUUGGUGAUGCAAGUGCACAGAUGCACCCACCUGGUCAACCAAUUGUUGCCUUCCGACCAGAUAAGGCACGUUCCAAUGAAGAAGAUGAGACAUUCAAGGGAAAUCUGAGUGUCUAUGAUGAAUUCAACAUAUGGGCAUCAGAAAAAUGUGUGCCGCUAGUCAGAGAGAUUACAUUUGAAAAUGCUGAAGAACUAACUGAAGAGGGACUUCCAUUUUUAAUUUUGUUUCACAACCCAGAUGACAAUGAAAUAGUGAAAAAAUUCAAUGAUGUUGUCCAGUCAGAACUUCUAUCUGAAAAACAUUCCAUCAACUUCUUGACAGCCGAUGGAGUAAAAUUUACUCAUCCACUACAUCAUCUAGGUAAAACGUUGAGUGACCUGCCCUUAAUAGCAAUUGACAGUUUUAAACAUAUGUACCUAUUCCCAGACAUCAAAGACAUGGAAAGACCAGGAAAGUUAAAACAGUUUCUAAAUGACUUGCAUACGGGGAAACUGCAUAGAGAGUUCCAUUAUGGACCUGAUCCUGUAACUGACCCACCACGAGUUGAUGGCAGUAGUGGAAGCAGUAGCACAACCAGCAAGAAACCUACAACACCACCAGAAUCAACCUUUAAGAAGCUAGCACCAUCCAAAAACCGUUAUACUCUGUUAAGAGAUGAAUUGUAAAGCAUUGUAGUGAUGAACACAAUUUUAAAUGUGAGUGAACGAUUGAAACUUUGUCAAGCCUGGUAAGUGGAGACAACAGAACUGGAAAUGCUACAGCCAAUAAAUGAGUGAACUAUUGGAUAUUGAACCUUAAUUUUAUUUUGUGUUAAAAAAGUAACCCUCAGACAGUGUUUUAGAUUUUGUUUACAUAUUGUUGAACAUGGAUGUAAUCACAUCACAGCUAAGAACCAUAUUGGUGUCUCUUAGCACUUGACACUUGUGAAUAUUUAAAUUAAAUGUAUACAUUGGUAAAAUGGCAUAUGUCUUACUUUGUGUGUUGUAAAUGGGGUUGGCCACCAAACAGGGACAAUGAUCCUGACCUUGAACUUGUAAUUCUUUUUGUCCCCAAGAGUAACACUGAUAUGAUUUCUCCAGAUUCAAUGUACAUAAAAUGAAUUGUGUCCUUUUGAUCUCGGUUUAGUGGCUAUUGGUUUCAAUUUAGAUAAAUGCCUGCUAAAUACUGAUGGAUUGUGUAGUAAAAUACGGAACUGAGUGAGCAUAGUGGAUUUGUCUGAAUGAAAUUUGCCACAGAUCGAGGAUGUAGUCAGUUUCACUAACUGGUUACUCUUGAGUGUUGUUAUAAUUGAGUGAUUGCUGUCCGCUUGUGCAAUGAUUGUUUUUUUCCUCUCCAUAAUUUAUUGUACUUUAAUAUGUUAUUACUUAGAGCUUGUUGUAUAGAAACGGUUAUCAGUAAUGUCACUUUGUUGAAAAAUUAAUAGUCUAAAUUUGUAAUAUUUUGAUUUCAUAAAUGUUGUAUGGUGCAGUGUGUGUUAUGUUGAACAACUGCAGGGUGAUGCUGAGUAAAUACUGCAAAUAUUGAAGGGAAGGGAAGAAAAAUUCAUGUCGCCAAUUCAGAGCAAAGGAAAGGGCAGCCUCUGGCCGCUUCUAAUUCACUGUAACUGUCUAUAACAAAGUUUAGUGUUAUUAGUUCAGACACAUCUGAUGCAGAUAAAUAAAGUUACUUGAAGUACUGUAAAAAUAUUACUGAAAAAUUCAAUGUGUGUGGUUUGGAUUUAUAUAUUAAUACUAUUAAUUGUUCAGUUAAUUGAGAGCUGCAGUUUAGGAAACCAGUUGAUCUAUGACAAAAAUUAUUUACUUGGCUGCCUGUCAAUAAUAAUAAUAAUAUCAUCAUCAUUUUCCUUCCUUUCAUGGUGGUCACACAACAGCAGCAACCCUUGAGAUUGAAUAUAGUACAUUUCCCUUCACUAAAAUCUGAAAAUUAGGUCUAUGUUUCCGUAACCUAUUUCUCCGACAUAAGAUGAGAUAACUUACAUGUGUACAUGUUAAGGAAACACAUCAAAAUAAAAAGAACUGUAUUUGAUUGUAACUGUUAAGAGUAUGAAUCACUUUUCUUCACAGGGAAGAUGUGGGAAUGUUUGUGCAGUUUGAUGCAUUACCAACAAUGGGAAGCGACAACACAAUUUGUUUAAAAAUUGUGUGACCUUAGAAGAGAAAUGUAUAAAAUAUAUUUUUCCAUCUAGAUGUAAAUAAAGUGAAUGAAUAAAAAUGUACAGUUGUUCAUGUUA
This is a messenger RNA of Schistocerca nitens (vagrant locust), 2895 nucleotides long. It is a transcript of the gene ERp44, whose product is annotated as endoplasmic reticulum resident protein 44. Lineage: Eukaryota; Metazoa; Arthropoda; Insecta; Orthoptera; Acrididae. The record is from RefSeq and is a predicted model, not a curated record. The transcript has 7 exons. Bases 86 to 1330 code for a protein of 414 amino acids.